CUUUCUUUCUCACUUCCUUCUGUCUCUCCUCUCAGUAUCAUUCACCAGUCACCACAUAUGUAUUCUUCACUUAUUUAGAUUUCUUGGGCUUUCUUUCCUAGUUACAACAGUAGUUGUCUGAUAUUUGAUUAAUUAUCAAUAACAUUAUAUGUUUUUCAUGUUGUAAAGUCAUUCUUUUUAGUUUCUCAUCUAUGGACUGCGCAGGAGUGCAAAUUUAUUUUGUUUUUAUUAAGGUUUGGUUUUUCAGGUUUUAUUGGGUUACUAGAAAUUUUACUCCUAAGUUACAUAAUGAUAAUAGUAAGAUAAAUUAGAUGACAUUUUAUUUACUGGUUUAGUAGUCUCAGAUUUUAAUUCUUUGGGAUCUGACAUUCAAAUCAUAUUUUUACCCAAUUUUGCUAUAGAUUAUGAACCAUAGGGCUUUGUCUUUUCUUGCUGUGUGUUAGAUUAGAUGUAUUCAUUUUGUCCAUGCUCAUAUCUUUACAAUGCUUUCAAUGUUAAUCAAAAUCAGUCCUCACCCUGGUAGGCUUUUGAAAGGAAGGCAAGCAUAUAGUGAGUCAUUUGGAAUCAUGAAGUUGAAUGACAUGGGUUUCUAGAUUAGGCUAUGGAUGUGCCGGACUAUCAUACAACUCUACUCACUCUAAUGAAGUUGGUUGUUCAGUUCUUAAGGAAGCAUUCAAUAGGGGUAUCACCUUCUUUGACACAUCAGAUCUCUAUGGAAAUAAUCAUGAUAAUGAAAUCAUGAUUGGCAAGGCUUUAAAACAGCUUCCUAGGGAAAAAGUUCAAGUGGCUACAAAAUUUGGCAUUAUCAGAUUAGAGGAUGGUAAAUACGGGGUAAAGGGAACCCCUGAUUAUGUAAGGGAAUGCUGUGAAGCUAGUCUUAAGAGGCUUGACAUCAACUACAUUGAUCUUUACUAUCAGCACCGUGUUGACCUCUCAGUGCCCAUUGAGGAUACUAUUGGGGAGCUCAAGAAGCUAGUGGAAGAAGGAAAGAUAAAAUACAUUGGCUUAUCAGAGGCCAGUGUAGACACAAUAAGGAGAGCCCAUGCAAUUCAUCCCAUCACUGCCUUACAAAUGGAAUAUUCUUUGUGGACCCGUGAAAUUGAAGAUGAGAUAAUUCCACUUUGCCGGGAGCUUGGUAUUGGUUUAGUGGCAUAUAGCCCCCUUGGUCGAGGGUUCUUUGGUGGGAAGGCAGUUGUUGAGAGCUUGCCUACCGGUAGUAGGUUGGCUAUGCACCCAAGGUUCUCAGGGGAGAAUUUAGAAAAGAACAAACUUCUAUAUGCCCGAUUUGCCACCUUGGCUGCAAAGCAUGCCUGCUCUCCCCCUCAGCUAGCUCUGGCUUGGCUUCUCCAUCAGGGAGAUGAUAUAAUCCCAAUCCCUGGGACAACCAACAUAAAAAAUCUUGAUAACAACAUUGGAUCCUUGGCAGUGAAGCUUACACAAGAGGAUUUUAAAGAAAUUUGUGAUGCUAUGCCCAUCAGUGAAGUGGCUGGUGAAAGAAAUACAGCUGCAAUAUCUAAAUAUGCCUGGGAGGUUGCAAAUACCCCGUCAAAGUAAUUGCAAGUUAUAGAUUUAGAAACUAAAGUGCAACCUUUGAAGUGAAACAUUUCUUCUCUCCUGUUGCAUUGUAGGAAAAAUAAGUGAGAAAAGAGUAUAACUAUAUCUUGCUAAUGAAUGGGUAGGAGAAAGAAAUCUCCUUAUAAAGGAAUUGCACAUGCAUGAUGAAUAAGUUAUUAUGCUAGCAUUUAGUGUGAGAUUCAUAGUUAAUACCUGUGGCAACAUCAUUUUUUCUAUUUUUUUCCAUAUGAAAUAGUUGUUAUUAAUAGUUGCAUGCUUCAUUAUCAUUAUCCCCUCUGGAUGGUGGGAACUGCCACAUCUUUCUCUUUUUUUUCUAAUUUGUGAUAGUUGUUUUAUACUUUUAUGAUUCCAUGCUUUUUGCUCCAUCUCUGUCGUCUUUAGAAUUCUUCAGUUUUGCAAUGCAUAGAGGAGUGUUGUCCAACCUUUGAUUGAGAUGCUGCAAUCUCUCAAUGUAUGGCUCGAGGGCUUCUGCAUAGAGAACUUGGCAAUGUUUUGAUUUUUCUAUGUCUAAACUCUGCUGUAAAUGAUCACUUUUUCUUAGAAAAGAUUUUUUGGAUUUAAUGUGCAUUUACAUGAUCAUAUGUUGUGAAUUAUGAUAUUAUGGUGGGAAUAUUUAAUUUACAAGUUGCAUGUUCGAGCA
Quercus robur (English oak) is the source of this 2215-nucleotide messenger RNA. RefSeq names its product perakine reductase-like. NCBI's taxonomy places the organism in Eukaryota, Viridiplantae, Streptophyta, Magnoliopsida, Fagales, Fagaceae. The transcript has 7 exons. Bases 577 to 1554 code for a protein of 325 amino acids. The record is from RefSeq and is a predicted model, not a curated record. Gene Ontology annotation, cellular component: cytoplasm.